Molecule: messenger RNA, 2780 nt
Organism: Mustela lutreola (European mink)
Lineage: Eukaryota; Metazoa; Chordata; Mammalia; Carnivora; Mustelidae
Gene: TRIM50
Product: tripartite motif containing 50
Exons: 7
Coding region: 38-1573 (511 amino acids)
Biological process (GO): protein ubiquitination
Molecular function (GO): ubiquitin-protein transferase activity; zinc ion binding; protein binding
Source: RefSeq, a predicted model, not a curated record
GCAUGAUGGGAGACACUGCGGCGACGCACGCAGCGUGAUGGGCCUUGUGGCGGGGCGUGCUGGGCGCCGGGCUGGAGACGCUCGUUUUGUGAGGAGCCGGGCACGGUGGAUGGCGGGACAGGUGAGUGUGCCCGAGCUGGAGGACCGCCUUCAGUGCCCCAUCUGCCUGGAGGUCUUCAAGGAGCCCAUGAUGCUGCAGUGUGGCCACUCCUACUGCAAGGACUGCCUGGUGUCCCUGUCCCGCCACCUGGACUCAGAGCUCCGCUGCCCGGUGUGCCGACAGGAGGUGGAUAGCAGCAGCCCCCCGCCCAACGUGUCCCUGGCUCGGGUGAUUGAAGCCUUACAGUUCCCUGGGGACCCAGAGCCCAGGGUCUGUGAACACCACCGGAACCCGCUCAGCCUCUUCUGUGAGAGGGACCAGGAGCUCAUCUGUGGCCUCUGUGGCCUGCUGGGCUCCCACCAGCAUCACCGUGUCACACCUGUCUCCACAGUCUACAGCCGCAUGAAGGAGGAGCUGGCGGCUCUCAUCUCCGACCUGAAGCAGGAGCAGAAGAAGGUGGACGAGCAUAUUGCCAAGCUGGGCAACAACCGGACCCGCAUUGUCAAUGAAUCAGACAUCUUCAGCUGGGUGAUUCGUCGCGAGUUCCAGGAGCUGCACCACCUGGUGGAUGAGGAGAAGGCCCGCUGCCUGGAGGGGUUGGAAGGUCAUACCCGCGGCCUCGUGGCCUCCCUGGACAUGCAGCUAGAGCAGGCCCAGGGCACUCAGAAGCGGCUGGUCCAGGCCGAGCGCGUCCUGGAGCAGUUCAGUAACGAGAGUCACCACGAGUUCAUCCGGAAGUAUCACUCCGUGGCCUCCAGCGCAGAGCUCCAGCAGGCCCGGCCUCUGGAGGGCACCUUCAGCCCCAUCUCCUUUAAGCCAGGCCUCCACCAGGCUGACAUCAAGCUGACCGUGUGGAAGAGGCUCUUCCGAAAGGUUCUGCCAGCCCCGGAGUCCCUCAAGCUAGACCCUGCCACCGCCCACCCCCUCCUGGAACUCUCCAAGGGCAACACGGUGGUGCAGUGCGGCCUCCUGGCCCAGCGGCGGGCCAGCCAGCCGGAGCGUUUUGACUACAGUACGUGCGUCCUGGCCAGCCGGGGCUUCUCCUGGGGCCGCCACUACUGGGAGGUCGUGGUGGGCAACAAGAGCGACUGGCGCCUGGGGGUCAUCAAGGGCACGGCCAGUCGCAAGGGCAAGCUGAGCAAGUCCCCGGAGAACGGCGUGUGGCUCAUCGGCCUGAAGGAGGGCCGCGUGUAUGAGGCCUUCAGCUGCCCCCGGGUGCCCCUGCCUGUGGCCGGCCACCCGCACCGCAUCGGCGUCUACUUGCACUACGAACGCGGAGAGCUCACGUUCUUCGAUGCUGACCGCCCCGACGACCUGCGGCUGCUCUACACGUUCCAGGCUGACUUCCAGGGCAAGCUCUACCCCAUCCUGGACACGUGCUGGCACGAAAGGGGCAGCAACACCCUCCCAAUGGUGCUGUCCCCGCCCAGCGGGCCUGCCCACCUCAGCCCCCUGCAGCCCACCAAGCUGUAGAGCUGCUGCUGGGUCUGCUGGGUUCAGCCAGCCGUGAUGACAUUCUUUACUGUUUGGAAAAGUCUUCCUGCCUGUUGUUCCUAGAAACAUCUCAUGAUAAGAAGAAAAGGACCCCCAUUCCUUCCCUGUCAGCCAGAGGCAUAUUUAUUAACCUUUUUGCCAGAUUAUUCACCUGCUUACUAACCAACAGAACCAGGCUGUGGUGUUUGUGGGUUAAGAUCGGCUUCUCUCCAUCCCUCCGAACCAUGCCUUCUGCCCAGUACUCGUUCAACAGAAGGUGGAAACCUUCCCACAUCUCAUUUCUCUUUGUCAUCAUGAACUUAUGGAUAUCGUGACCUUAUCUUUCUCUUUGCAAAUCUUUGCAAAUACUAAGUGCUCUGCGUACAUACUUGCUUAUGCUCAGGUCUUUAAAAGCAGCUCCAGACUGUGGUCAGCCAGAAGUCCCCUCUACCCUGGGCCAGCUGGUCUGUGGUUGGUCGCAUCAGUCCCCCCGUGACUGCACAUCUCCCUCUCCCCUCUCCAUUAGUUGAGAGGGAAAUAACACUUCAGGGCAGAAGCAAGUAGGGUCCCAGGGGGGGUGUGGCCUAUCCCUGAAAGCUGCUGGGCACAUGGGAGUCGGCCCAGAGCCCCCAUGUGUUCAUGGCCGCAGCUGAUGGUGUCCACUCCAGACCAAAGCUGGGACAGCUGAGUUCUUGCCCAAGAAUCUGGAAGUUGGAAGAGUCCUCCAACUCCGCUGGGCUGAGUCAUCUGAGACCUGGUGCUUUAGAGGAGUUCCUCAGUCUUGUGCCACUGAGCUCUGUGGAGCUGCCUGGGCGACUUCCCUGGGGAACCGCUCUGUCCUAGGGCCCUGGCGCUUACUCCCCUGGGCCACACAGGCAGAGGCCUGACCUGCAGCCUGAGUGAUCCUCUGGGAACCUGGAGGAUGGGAGGCACUGACUUCAUCCCACUGGGGGCCAUCAGGAGCGGUCGCCUCCCAGGCUCUGAUAAGUGUGAAACUUCCUGUGCCGCCUCUCUCUGAGUAGAGCUGUAGAUCGAUCGUAAAACCGCGUAACUGCGUCUGGAACAGGCUUCUCAGCCGUGGGAAGUCCCCACGCCCUGUCGUAGUCCUCCUGUUGUGGGCACCAGGGACUACGUGGAGCUGGCACAUUUGGCAAAUCUGCCUAUGGAAGUAAGAAGCUGUCUGAAUUAAAAGGUGCUUGUAUCUUUA